Oxyura jamaicensis (ruddy duck) is the source of this 5756-nucleotide messenger RNA. RefSeq names its product junctophilin 1 (gene JPH1). The record is from RefSeq and is a predicted model, not a curated record. Bases 133 to 2133 code for a protein of 666 amino acids. Gene Ontology annotation, cellular component: sarcoplasmic reticulum; endoplasmic reticulum membrane; junctional membrane complex. The transcript is spliced from 6 exons. NCBI's taxonomy places the organism in Eukaryota, Metazoa, Chordata, Aves, Anseriformes, Anatidae.
CGGGCUGGGCGGCGGAGCGCCGGCAGUUCGCGGGGAGCGGGCGGGCAGGGAAGGGCCAGGGCCGGGGACAGGGCCAGAGAUAGGGACAGGCGGAGGGGAGGCGGCGGCGCCGCGCUCGCCCCGCUGCCCUGGAUGACGGGCGGCCGGUUCGACUUCGACGAUGGCGGCACCUACUGCGGCGGCUGGGAGGACGGCAAAGCCCACGGGCACGGCAUCUGCACCGGGCCCAAGGGGCAGGGCGAGUACGCCGGCUCCUGGUCGCACGGCUUCGAGGUGGCGGGCGGCUACACCUGGCCCAGCGGCAACACCUACCUGGGCUACUGGGCGCAGGGCAAGCGGCACGGGCUGGGCGUGGAGACCAAGGGCAGGUGGAUGUACCGCGGAGAGUGGUCGCACGGCUUCAAGGGGCGCUACGGCGUGCGGCAGAGCCUCAGCACGCCGGCCCGCUACGAGGGCACCUGGAGCAACGGGCUGCAGGACGGCUACGGCGUCGAGACCUACGGGGACGGAGGUACAUACCAGGGACAAUGGACAGGAGGGAUGCGCCAUGGGUAUGGUGUUCGCCAGAGCGUACCCUAUGGCAUGGCAACUGUGAUCCGUUCACCCCUCCGAACAUCUCUAGCUUCACUUCGAAGUGAGCAGAGCAAUGGCACCGUUCUGCAUGACAUCACUGCAGACAGCCCGGCUGGAACAAGAGGCGGUUUUGUGCUCAAUUUUCACAGUGAUGUAGAAGCCAUGGGCAUUAAGAAAAAAGGAGGCUUAUUCAGAAGAGGAUCCCUUCUUGGUAGUAUAAAACUUAGAAAAUCUGAAUCUAGAUCAUCAAUAUCUAGCAAACGGAGCUCCGUCAGGAGCGAUGCUGCUAUGAGCAGAAUUAGUUCUAGUGAUGCCAACUCUACAAUUAGCUUUGGAGACGGUGACUGUGAUUAUUGCCCUAUGGAAGACCAUGUUGAUGCCACCACGACAGAAACGUAUAUGGGUGAAUGGAAGAAUGACAAGCGCAGUGGUUUUGGUGUUAGCGAGCGUUCAAAUGGUAUGAAAUAUGAAGGAGAAUGGCUAAAUAACAGGAGGCACGGAUAUGGAUGUACCAUGUUUCCAGAUGGCACCAAAGAAGAGGGAAAAUACAAAAAUAAUGUUUUGGUUCGUGGAAUAAGAAAGCAACUUAUACCAAUACGAAACACAAAAACUAGAGAAAAGGUGGAUAGAGCAAUAGAGGGUGCACAGCGAGCAGCUGCCAUGGCAAGAACCAAAGUGGAAAUUGCAACUUCAAGAACUGCACAUGCCAGAGCUAAAGCUGAUGCCGCGGAUCAGGCUGCUCAGUCUGCUCGCCAGGAAUGUGAUAUUGCAAGAGCAGUUGCCAGAGAACUUUCACCAAAUUUCUACCAACCAGGUCCUGAUUAUAUCAAACAAAAAUUUCAAGAAGGAAUGGAGGUGAAAGACAAAACUGAAGAAAAAGUUCAGGAAAAACCAACUACCCCAAAAGAAUCACCUCACUUUUAUCGAAAAGGUACUACACCCCCUCGAACCCCAGAGGCAAGUCCGAGGCAUAGUCCUCCUCUUCCUUCUGAGCCUUCUCCUUCAAAACAUCUGAAAAGGCAAAGCUCCACUUCUGGGGCAAGACUCAAUCAAGAAAAAAAGCUUUUAGCCACAGAGAAUAUAACACCCACAGUUAACAAGCCUUUAUAUUCAAAAGCACCAGUGAAGGAGGAGAUAGCUGUGAAACACCAGUCAAAGUUUUCAGCCCACCACAAUCCCAUCAGCACAGAGAAUGGGGAGCUGCACGGUCACUACCAUGGCUAUUAUGUAAAAUUGAAUCCAACAGUGCUUCCACAGGAGCUCAGGGAAGAAGAUGAUGAAUAUGUCAACCCAUUACCAUCAACGCUUGCGCGGAUAACACCCUCACAGAAACCAAGUCCUGCUAGAUCUGGGGGUAAGCCAGAUGCCAAAGAAAACAAACCUGAUACGAAAGUUAAGAAACCAGAAAUUGCUGCACCAAAGAAUCCAGCUAAUAAUGAGUCAUCUUCAGCAGUGGAAAAAGAAGUAGCAAACAGCUCGGGCCCUAAUUCAGUCAUGAUUGCCCUGGUAAUGCUGUUGAAUAUUGGUUUAGCCAUUCUUUUUGUCCAUUUUCUAACUUGAUUGGAAUUAGGAAAGCUAUGCCUGAAUGUGAUUCAACAUAGUUAUUUAAUUAUGUAACUGUUUUGACCCUUCAGUGAAGUCAUGACAACUAGUGGUGUUAGCCCACAGUUCUCUGCAGUUGUGUCAUCAGCCUGUUAAAUGGCACCAGGCAUACUCAGACACAGGGAAGGAGGCUUGGCAUUAGGAUGGGCGCAAGAGAGAUGAAACUUGGAAAAUUCAGCCAGGGGCCCCGAUCAGUUACUCUGCUGAUGGUUUGUGGCUUUGGGGUCCUCUGAAAGCUGAAGCAAGCAGCCAUGUUGGAAAACAAACAAAAUAAUCUGCUGAAGCAGCCCUGCCGGUGAAGUGCGUUGGCUUCUCCAUCUGUUCCAGCAGAGUGUGACUAAACUGGAAAUGUACGGAGCUGCACUUUUUGUUGAUGGAAGCUAACAGCUGCAUUACUAUUUUACCGUCUGAUGUUUUUAGUGGGGAGAUGGGAAAACGACUGCCAGAGGAAUGUGGUCAGAGGAUUCUGUUGCUGUGGAAGUGAUUCCAGCGUUCACUCCUAUCUCAUUAGAAGAAAUAGUUAGCAGCAUCAGUCACCAGUCUUAUUCCAUUACCUGCUGCUUUUAACAUCUCCUGCAGUGUUCUGGGAGAUUGAAUUUCAUUUGCCUGUGCAUGAUUCUGUUCAUUCGUUGUUUAUGAAAUUUGAUGUAUAGCCAUAACAUAGUGUGUAGUCCAACCUGGAGAGCACUACCAGUUCUGCCUAGCGGCAGAAACAGAAGAGGAAACAUCUUUUUCUAAUCUGAAGAUGCAAUUCUUUAAUUCAUUUUCCUAAACCUGAAGAGUCUUUUUGCUUUAAGGUUUAGGAAGUAAUAUACCAUUACUACAAAAUUUAACGCUGUUGAUAUCUUCCUAAAAGUGCUCAAAUGCUUAUGCCAAUAGCAAGCAAAUUCUUCCUCAUAAAAAAAAAAAAAAAUAAGAAUUUGAAGUUGAUAUCAGCACAUUCUAAGAAGGAGGUGAAAUACCAAAAUAAUCUGAGAAAGACAAGAUAUGGGGUUUGCAUGAUGACUUUUUUUUUUUUUUUUUUUUUUUUAAUUCUGGUGCUGUGGUAAUUGGUGAUUUGAAUUACUAUGUUUCAGCACUGAGGUAUUUUGCCAGCAGUUAAAAUAAAGUCUUGUCUGAGUGCAUAUUAAUACCAGUGACAGUUACGCUAGCUAAUGCUCACAAUAAAUUUUCGUAAUUUGUAAACACUAGAUUUGUGUUGAAUACAUUCAGGUAGAGCAUUUAGACAUGUUAAGUGAUUGUUUAUUGAUUCGAUGCCUUCAGUGUCUUUGAAGUCCAUUUAUAAUUUUACCUCAGCAUUAAAAAAGCCUCAAUUUUUUUCAUUUGGAAAGUUUGUCUUAAGUAGUUUCACAGCCCUUUGUUACAAUGAUGUGAUCAUGUUUCUUUUAUGUGCCAUUAUACUGUAAUUACUGUACCCUAUAUUAAUCAAAAGCAUGCUUACUUACUGAAAAUACGUGGUGUGAUCAGUUGGAAAGUAAAUGUUUUAAUUUCAAAAUACAAAAAGCAAAGGGCUUAUAUUAUGGUUUAUUUUAUCUCUCUUAGACAAUAUUUCAUACAAUAUAGUUUUUGAACAUGUUUGUAAACUUUGUAAGUGUUUGCAUGGUGUAAUGGGCAACAUUCUUAAAAGUACAUUAGCUAUCUUUUGAUGCAGCAUAUUAAAGUAAUAUAGGUGCAGACUGAAUAUUGUGCAGCAAAGCAGCUCUAUGCAGGGCAGUAACACCGUGGUGUUUUUUACAGAAGUAUGUUGAGAAUCCUGUGUUUUGACCAGUGUGGAUAAAGAAGAAAGCAGAAAGAGAGCAAAUGAAAAUAAAACUUGUAUAUUUAUUUUUUAAAGAGUCAAAAUUGUGUUUUAAAUUUAGGGGAGUAAUUUUUAAAUAAGAACAAAGUUUUAAAAGUUACUGUUUAAGCCUUGACAUAAUGGACAAAAUGUUCAAACAGUGAAAUCACCCCGUCUCCUUACAUGGGAGGUAAUUUUGUAACUGACAUAUUUAAUUCCUAUUAAAUGUUUAUUUAAAAUACUAUAUGCUCUGGAAAUAAUGGGUAACAAAGCUUAUGAAAAUGUUUAUAAAUUUAAGUAAGCAUGUUAGUACCAUUUAUAAAUAUGUAUGAUUUAUAAGCUUUUUUAAAACAAAGCUCAAACAAAUUGUUGGUAUUUUUCUAAAAUGUGCACAGCUGUAUUUUACAUGAAAGGCUAUUUAUAAUUGGUUGUUAUACUGUACACUACAUUUUGGACAGCACAACAAAGCCUGCCAAUGUACUUAAUAAUGUCAUUUUGUCUAUUUAAAGUUUCUUGCUGUCAAAGAAUGAACUCUUUAUCUAUGAGUUUAUUUAUAAUUCUUGACCCAAAAUGUAUAAUGUACAGUUUUCACAACUGUAUUUGCUCUAAUAAAAAUAAGUUGGUUAUUAAUAGAGCUUCAGACUAGUUCUUCCUGUUCAAGAAUUACUUUUUGCACUCUCCAGAAACAAUUUUUCUAAGAAAUUCAAUAAACAAGAAAUGAACUUGGAAAAUCAGUGAAGUCAUGGCCCCUUUCAAAUCACUGUGAGUUACUGUUUUCAACAAAACCAUUCUAGGAAAUGUUUUAAAAUGGAAAAAAAUGGCAAAUUUCCCAUGUGUCUUUUAUCUUUUGGUAUAGAAUUUUUGUAUGUUUGUAAAUGCCAUAUCUUAAAUUAUACUCCCACUACAGAGAUGGUUUAAUCAGUCUUGUUUUAAUCAAUGACUGCUCCAUUAAGAGCUGUUCUUGUAAGCAAAUAACUUUUUUAGACUUCCUUCCUUCUCAGGGUAUUCAAACACUCGAAGUGAAUAAAUGUGAACCAGUGACAGAGCAAAGUCACUGUUACGAUUGUCUUAAAGCCAAUAUAUUUGUUGAACUAGUAAAUCAGCUCAGAACUAAUAAAUCAGCUCAGAAUUCUACUUUUGGAUUCCCAUUCAGAUUACCAGUCAACUGUACUGGAAUUCUAAUGGUUAGUUGUAAAGGAGAGCAAGUGUUCUUAGCACUUCCUGUUCAAUGGAAACUUAUUUAUAAUAAUAUUUGAAGGAAUUGUUGCUGUCUUAUUUUUCUAAAUUCUACCAGCAUGAAGUUUAAUUUUUAGAAUUAAUAUUUUCUACAUAAUAACCUAUUCCCUAAGGAAAAUUUUCGCUCUUCAAGUAGAGAAAAAAGCCUUCUCAAAAAUCUUAAACGGAUGUCACUGAGCUACAUUUUAUGAUCUACACUGAUCACUGACAUUUCAAUAUCCGUAUCGUAUUCUUAUUUGUUCAAAAAAGCAAAGUUGAAGUAUUUCUUCAGUUCUAUGAAUAUGAUAACACAUUCAAGCAUAUGUAGAUCUUAAAAAAAAAAAAAAACAAGCAAAGGAUUUGCUGAGAAUUAGAAGAAAAAAACAUUUCCAUAAUCAGCUGAGAAAUAUGGUAUCUUUCCCUGCUUAUCAGUGUUCAUAAUUCUUAAAAAUCAACAUGUAUGUAGAAAUACAACAAUCUUUCUAUGGUGUCUGAAAGCAGAUGGACAGUUCUUUUCUGAAAUGUUUUUACCAGUAGCUUAUAUCAGUUGUAAAUGGUUUUACGUGGGAAAGCAUCUGCUAUGCCUAAG